This is a messenger RNA of Rattus rattus (black rat), 1410 nucleotides long. It is a transcript of the gene Mboat4, whose product is annotated as membrane bound O-acyltransferase domain containing 4. Gene Ontology annotation, biological process: peptidyl-serine octanoylation; lipid modification. Bases 73 to 1380 code for a protein of 435 amino acids. Gene Ontology annotation, molecular function: serine O-acyltransferase activity. The transcript has 3 exons. The record is from RefSeq and is a predicted model, not a curated record. Gene Ontology annotation, cellular component: endoplasmic reticulum membrane. NCBI's taxonomy places the organism in Eukaryota, Metazoa, Chordata, Mammalia, Rodentia, Muridae.
CGGGGUGUGACUUCCCUAGCACAAGGGCACGGCCUAGGAACUCUAGGAAGGACAGUGCGUUCCGGUUCCGUAAUGGAUUGGCUCCAGUUCUUCUUUCUCCAUCCUGUAUCACUUUAUCAAGGGGCUGCUUUCCCUUUUGCGCUUCUGUUUAAUUAUCUCUGCAUCACGGAAUCCUUUCCCACCCGGGCCAGGUACCUCUUUCUCCUGGCUGGAGGAGGUGUCCUGGCUUUGGCCGCCAUGGGUCCCUACGCUCUGCUCAUUUUCAUCCCUGCUCUCUGCGCCGUGGCUCUGAUCUCCUCCCUCAGUCCACAGGAAGUCCAUGGGCUGACCUUCUUCUUUCAGAUGGGUUGGCAGACCCUGUGCCACCUGGGUCUUCACUACAAGGAGUACUACCUGAGUGAGCCUCCCCCUGUGAGGUUCUAUAUCACUCUUUCUUCCCUCAUGCUCUUGACGCAGAGAGUCACGUCUCUCUCCCUGGACAUUUCUGAAGGGAAGGUGGAGGCAGCGUGGAGGGGCACCAGGAGCAGGAGUUCUUUGUCUGAGCACCUGUGGGAUGCUCUACCCUACAUCAGCUAUUUGCUCUUUUUCCCUGCCCUGCUGGGAGGCUCCCUGUGUUCCUUUCAGAGAUUUCAGGCUUGCGUUCAAAGACCAAGCUCUUUGUAUCCGAGUAUCUCUUUCUGGGCUCUGAUCUGGAGGGGUCUGCAGAUCCUUGGGCUGGAGUGCCUCAAGGUGGCGCUGAGGAGGGUGGUGAGUACUGGCGCCGGACUGGAUGAUUGCCAGCGACUGGAGUGCAUCUACAUCAUGUGGUCCACCGCUGGGCUCUUUAAACUCACCUACUACUCCCACUGGAUCCUGGACGACUCUCUCCUUCACGCGGCGGGCUUUGGAUCUGAGGCUGGCCAGAGGCCUGGAGAGGAGGGCUACGUCCCCGAUGUGGACAUUUGGACAUUGGAAACUACUCACAGGAUCUCCCUGUUCGCGAGGCAGUGGAACCGAAGCACAGCUCAGUGGCUCAAGAGGCUUGUCUUCCAGAGGAGCUGGCGCUGGCCCGUGCUGCAGACUUUUGCCUUCUCUGCCUGGUGGCACGGACUCCACCCAGGACAGGUGUUUGGCUUCUUGUGCUGGUCUGUGAUGGUGAAAGCGGACUAUCUGAUCCACACUUUUGCCGAUGGAUGUAUCAGAUGCUGGCCCCUGCGGCUGCUUUAUAGAUCCCUCACUUGGGCCCACACUCAGAUCAUCAUUGCUUACGUAAUGCUGGCCGUGGAGGGCCGGAGCUUUUCCUCUCUCUGCCGGCUGUGCUGUUCUUACAACAGUAUCUUCCCUGUAACGUACUGCCUUUUGCUUUUUCUAUUAGCGAGGAGAAAACGCAAGUGUAACUGAGAGCUUUCCCUCCCCUUCAUCCCUCCCAGU